Molecule: messenger RNA, 1240 nt
Organism: Salvia miltiorrhiza (redroot sage)
Lineage: Eukaryota; Viridiplantae; Streptophyta; Magnoliopsida; Lamiales; Lamiaceae
Product: calcium uniporter protein 4, mitochondrial
Exons: 2
Coding region: 42-1025 (327 amino acids)
Biological process (GO): calcium import into the mitochondrion; mitochondrial calcium ion homeostasis
Cellular component (GO): mitochondrial inner membrane; uniplex complex
Molecular function (GO): uniporter activity; calcium channel activity
Source: RefSeq, a predicted model, not a curated record
CACCACCAUUUCACCAUCCCAGAUUCUCUCUCUACUCCCAAAUGGCGCUUCGCAGAUCUCUUUCGAAGCGCCUCUUCUCCGACACCACCCCUCAAUUUCCAUCUCCAAUCAGAAUGCACUCGCCUUCUCCUCCGCCGUCGCCGGCCCACCGCCACCGCGGAUCCGUGUCUCCCAGCUUCUUCCGCCGCUUCCUCCAGCGUCGGGCGUUGAACAACCACUCCGCCCCCAACGCCCUCCCCUCUAUUCUAUCGCUCCCCGUCGGCGAUAAGCUGAGGGAGAAGCUCAAGUCGAUGAGCAUCGCCGGCCACCAGCUCCCCUGUCUCGGCGAGGACGGGGGGCUCCGCGUGAGCGCCGCCGACGCCAAGAGGGUGUUGAGGUUCGUGAAACUGGAGGUUGUUAGAGAGAGACUCAGGAAUAUUCCGGCAACUACGCUUCCAUACCCCGAGUUUGUACGGAUAUGCGUCGACGCCUGCGGCUGCACGGAAAUGGGUGCGGAGUUCGCUAAGACAUUGGAUCACUCCGGGAACGUCAUCGUUUUGGGUGCUGUCGUUUUUCUCCGCCCCGAUCAGGUGGCAAAAUCAAUGGAGGCACUAAUUUCGCAAUCAAUAGCGAUGCCUUCCGACCCGAGAAGGAGAGAGUUGGGAAAUCUGGAGCAGCAAAAGUCGGCUAUAGACGAAAAGGCCCGAUCUCUGGUGCGAGCUGAGCUGUAUUGCGGGCUGGGCUUUUUGGCCCUCCAAACAUUGGGCUUCAUGAGGCUUACAUUUUGGGAGUUGAGCUGGGAUGUGAUGGAGCCCAUUUGCUUCUUUGUGACGUCGCUCCAUUUUGCGUUAGCCUAUGCUUUCUUUUUGAGGACUUCCACAGAGCCCUCUUUUGAAGGCUAUUUCCAGAGCAGGUUCAAAGCUAAACAACACAAGCUCAUCAAACUCCACAACUUUGAUGUGGACAGGUAUAAUAAGCUUUGCGAGGCUUUUUACCCUAAUCGAUGCAACCGCAAAAUUGGAAACGGGCCCUUUCUUAGGGAUUGAUGUUAGUACAUGUGGAAGAGGAGAAACUUGUGAUUUUGUUAUUAACUGAGUUUGUAUACUUGGUUUAUAUCAAUUAUGUAAAUUGGAUCCUUCUCUCUCUCUUUUUUCGUGGACAGAUCGGAUCAUUUCGUCUCGUGUUGUAUAGCAAUCCUAUUUUAGUUUAAUAUGAUAAGGAAAAGGAAGCAUAUAUAUUAGUAUUCUCUUCUUGAUUUUGU